This is a messenger RNA of Trachymyrmex septentrionalis, 3341 nucleotides long. Its product is annotated as hybrid signal transduction histidine kinase B-like. Gene Ontology annotation, molecular function: R-SMAD binding. Gene Ontology annotation, biological process: negative regulation of transforming growth factor beta receptor signaling pathway. The record is from RefSeq and is a predicted model, not a curated record. NCBI's taxonomy places the organism in Eukaryota, Metazoa, Arthropoda, Insecta, Hymenoptera, Formicidae. The transcript has 5 exons. Gene Ontology annotation, cellular component: early endosome membrane; Golgi membrane. Bases 666 to 2111 code for a protein of 481 amino acids.
UGUCGCCUCCGACGUUAUUGAGACCGUCGCCGUCUUUAACGUCGCUGAAUACCGUUGUCGUCAGACAUCAAGAUCUUUCCAUUCUGACGCCGAGUCGUGACAACGAGAACGAAGGGAUCGUAGCGCGACGAGGAAGAGCGAAGCGAGUAGCGAUAAGCAAGAGAUCGAAGCUGAAAGAUCAACCCUCCCCGAACUUCAUCGACCCUUGGCCGGAGGCAUGGCGACGUGCUAACGAACACCCUCCGCAAUCUCGCAAAGUGGAACCCGGGCCGUCAAUCGAUGAAAGGAUUCGCCCUGCAGUUCAGACUUUUACUCCGCUGUUAGAGCCCGUCUUCAAGCUUGGGGGAUCGAUAUUGCGUCCGGAAAGCUCCCUACGAGAUAUUUUACUUCGCGAAAGUGCUUCGAAGACAACGGCGACGACGACGACGACGACGACGGCGGUGGCGACCAGAACGAUCACGCGGAACAUCGUAUACCUCGAUGCGACUCAGCACGCCAGAAGCACCGUGUCCGAGAAAAAUGACGUCGAGAGAGUGACCGAGGACCGAGUGAAAGGUGAUAAGAGAGGAAAAGAGUUGGUGCUUGUGGGAAACGAGGAUAAUGGUGCGGUCGUAGUUGGUGGUGGUAGUGUCAUCGAGUGGACCACGACAACAGUCGCCGGGCCGAUGUCAUCGUCGCGGUCGGCGUUCUCCGGAGACAAUGUGCAGGUGGCCGAGCGUGUAAGGGUGCGCGUCAGUUCUGAGCGUAGUUCAUCGAAGGGCGAGCAAGACGACGAGGAGCAGGUCAAGGUCACCAUCGCGCGCGACAACGAAGAUUCAUUUGCAUCGUCGACGACGACGACGACGACGACAACGACGACGACGACGACGACGACGCAGCAUCCACCACUGACUCAAGACACCUCUAUGGAAGCACUGGGUGCGAGCGGCUACAUCGUCUCGGCGGCGCUCGUGCUGAUAGUCGGAGCACUGGUGGGUGUCCUGGCGACGAUAUCGCGUCAUCUUCAUCAUCGUCGGCUGUUGGUGCAUGAGCCGGUUCCUCCUGGCUCCGCUUCCUCCGCUUCUGCCUCCAUUCUCCAUCACCAUCAUCGGCAUCAUCAUCAUCGUCACCGUCAUCGUUGCGAGGAGCCACCGCCGCCGCCGUUGCAACGUUGUCUUCUACUGCAAGAUCAUUAUCGUUAUCCUGAUACACCCAUGCUGUCGGUGAGCCAAGGAAUGGAGGUCGGCAGCAGCGGACGCGGUGCAUCGGCGGAAGAUGACCCAACCGCUGGUGCGGUCAGCGGUGGAGUCGGUGGCGGCGGCGGUGGCGACGGCGACGAUACCAGAAGGCGUCGAGAUAUACAGGCGGUGAUGAUCGCCGCGGCGAGGGAUCGCGCGAUCCGCACGGAGAGCGUCCGGCAUGAUCUUGCUCUCAAUCUGCCGCCGAGACUUGAGCUCCCGGACGGCGAGGAGCAGCCAUACGGGGCGCACCCGGAUCUUCACCUUCGCAACCCGGAACAGGAGAGCGAAAUUUAUCAGAAAUGCGUGCGAGCGCCGCCAAAUCGCACUGUGUUCGAUAGCGAGAGUCCGCCGCCUUAUCGGACGCCAAGUAGCAGCCAGCAUCUCCACCCGGGACUGCUCGAUAUGCCUGGCGAUCGGGUGACGCGGAGUCAGAGUCCCAGCAGCAGCAAUUUGUUGUUGAAUACCGCACGCUCGAUGUUCAAGAUGUUCCCGAGCCACACGACGCCAUCGUCGACGUCAAUGCCGGUCAACAAACCGCCCUUUUCCAGUUAUUCCGAGUCCAGUAGUAACGUGAGCAGUAAUCUGAGCAGUAGCAAUCUGUCCAACAUCACCGUGGUGCCCUGCGAAACCGACGAAAGCCGGCAAGAGCAGCAGCAGCAGCAGCAGCAGCAGCAGCAGCAGCACAGCAACAGCAACCCCAGCAGCAGCAAUUCCAUCAGAAGGUCUGAUCCGCGGCGUCCUCCUUCCUUGACGCCGUUGUCGUCAUUGUCGCAGCUGCAUCGUCCGAUUUCGAGAACGAGCGAUGGUACUAAAGAUCGUUUUGCGCGACUGCAACGACAACGACGACGCCCUUCAAGACUGACUCACGGGAGAAACUUCAACAUAGGAUAAAUUCCAUUGGUCACGUUCCAUCAUGUUCAGCAACGUGUAUUACAUAUACACGAGAGAAUAUAAUAUCCUCCCGGCCAGUGGUAUCCUCGUUGAAUCGUUCUUCCGGCGUUCUUCUAUAAUGAGAGAGAGAGCGAGAGAGAGCGAGAGAGAGAGAGAGAGAGAGAGAGAGAGAGAGAGAGAGAGAGAGAAAGAGAGAGAGAGAGAAAGAGAGAGUCGUCCGUUCGUGGCCUAAAGGAGGGCCGGCGGAAGUGUAAAAAAAGCCGGCUCCUGGUAAUGACUGUAAAGUCAAAUCAGUUAUCAAGACUGCGCUCAAUCGCCGUGCGUUGGUUCGCGCUUGUCCUCUUUUUUUCGACCAGGAAGAUCGAUGCGCCGUCGCCGCCGCCGUUGUUGACGCGUCUCAUUGUGCAAUUCCACACGCGGCCAGUGUCUAGCCUAGAUCUCAGAUUAUUUCAAAGCGGUAGCAUGAGGAUUACGAUGUUGCGUCGGACGUGAAGAGGAUGGAAGGAGAGUUAGAAUGGACGGAGCGAUCGAAGCUCGGCAUGGAAAAUAGCGUUACCAACGCGCGACGUGAAGCGAUGGCCUACCGUGGAACGAGGGACUUCCUGUCCGGGAAUUAGACGGUGAAAAGCUUUACUUCGAAGAGAAACGGAUGCGAGGUUAUCGCGACUCGCGCGAUACCGAUUCGACAACGAAGCAAGAACCGCCGGUCACCCUCUUCCAGCUCUCGAUCGGAGGCUUGAUCGUCGGACAUCGCGGAAGUUUGUUCAUCGCGACGAAGACUUAGUAAAUUAUUUAUUAUCGAUAUAACAUUUUAUUCGCGACGGGCGGCUGCUGCGCGACGGCCGGACGGGGCAAGUGUGGUUUCACGCGAUGGUGGUUGUGGAGAAAAGGAAAAAAAGAAAAAAAACGAACGAACGGGACACGAAUUGUAUGAGCGAAUUCGUUCGGUUGCGUGAGUGCGAGACCAGGCGUGCGUAUGAGUAAAUGCAAGCGCGCGUGUGCGGAACGAGUAGAACGAAAGACGCGCAAGAGGCACGGCUAAUUGUGGGGUUGAGAGGGGAAAAAAGAAAGAAAAAAAAAAAGACAGAGAAAGAACGGAACCCGCGCGCGCGCUCGCGCGUGUUUGUGUAUGCAUGUGAGGAGUUGUGUAGGGGAAUAAUGUAGUGCCAAGAGUGAAAACGGGAACUCUGUACAUAUUAGGCUAGGUAGUUCAAUAUCAAUAUACUUAUU